Molecule: messenger RNA, 674 nt
Organism: Lucilia cuprina (Australian sheep blowfly)
Lineage: Eukaryota; Metazoa; Arthropoda; Insecta; Diptera; Calliphoridae
Exons: 4
Coding region: 94-627 (177 amino acids)
Source: RefSeq, a predicted model, not a curated record
UAAGUUUAAGUGAGUUGCACAGAACGCAGUUGUCAGUUAGCUGGAGGUUAAGUUUAUUGAAAUAAACUUGAAAUUGUAUUAAAUCGUUAAAUAAUGAAGUGCUGGAGUCGUUCCACACUUGGUGUGGUUAUUGGCAGCAUAAAUGUUUUGGCCUACAUUAUUUGUACCGUUUAUAUCAUCGAUGUCCUAGUGGAUAUAAAUCGAAAACAGGAAAGGACUCAGCAGCAAAAUGAUGCUUUGGCUCUGUAUAAUACAAUAUUUGUUGUAUUAAUUGUUGUAUGUUUAAUACUGCUUCUUAUAUCCAGUCUUAUGAUUAUGGGCAUUAUUAAGAGACGACACAAACUGAUGUUACCCUGGCUAAUAAUUACUGGUAUUAGUUUUGUUGUAAAUUGUGCACGUUUUGUUUAUCAUUUAAUUCUUGCCAUAAUCGCGGGUAUUCCCCUGACAACUGUUUUAGUAGUGUUCAUUGUGGGUUUAGUAGCAACUGCUUUUGCUGUUUUAUUAUUGUGGCCUAUUUAUACUCUGUAUGGUGAUAUACGUAAAGAGAGUAAUUUAAAACCCGGUCGGGUAAUGCAAAAACCUGAUAAAAAAUUCGAUUAUAAGCCUCAACCCAGCUAUGACAUUUGAUUUAUUUUAAAAUAUAAUGUUUUAAAAAGUUUAUUUAUAAAAGUGCA